CCACACUUUCCUCGUGAUCGUCUCCUGUUUUUACGUAUCGCAACAUGAGGUUCAUUGGCGCUAGUAUCCUCUUAGUCCUAGCUCUAGGCUCCGCGCAUGCUGGAUUUCUAGAAGGUGGCCAUGGUUAUGGCGGCGGCGGUGACCUUGGUGGCCACGACAUCGGGGGCGGCGACAUCGGUAGUGGCCAUGACCUUGGCGGCGGCGGUUUUGGUGGCGGCGGCGGUUUUGGUGGCGGCGAUGGUGGAUAUGGAGGCGAUGGCGGCGGUUUCCAGGCCAGCGUCGAGACUCAACAUCACCACAUCCCUACGAAGACCAUCGAACACACCCAGCCCGUGCACAUCCCAGUGGUUAAGAAAGUCGGAGUCCCAGUACCUCACCCUGUGGGAGUCCCAGUUCCACAGGUUGUAAAAGUUCCCGUUCCUCAACCCUACCCCGUACACGUGAACGUACCACAUCCCAUCCCUGUACCAAUCUACAAAUUGGUCCCCCAGGAAAUCGAAAAGAAGGUACCCAUUUCCGUGGAAAAGUUGGUACCCGUGUACAUAGAGAAACCUUACAAGAUCGAAAUUGAGAAGCAUCACCCUGUAUACGUGAACAAACCAUACCCAGUGCACGUGCCGGUGUACAAACAUGUCUACCAUCACGUACCCAAGCACGGAGGUGGCGGCGGCGGCGACGGAGGUCAUGGAGGAUGGCAUUAAGCGUCUUUAGUCUUAGUCUUUCAUCUCAUCAAAUUUAAUCAUCGCGUUUCAUCUCCCCAUCAUCCUCAUCAUUGUUAUUAAUUUUUGUACUGUUGUUAUUUCUUUGUUAAUAAAUUUUUCUAUAAAA
Molecule: messenger RNA, 828 nt
Organism: Anoplophora glabripennis (Asian longhorned beetle)
Lineage: Eukaryota; Metazoa; Arthropoda; Insecta; Coleoptera; Cerambycidae
Product: proline-rich protein 4-like
Exons: 2
Coding region: 45-701 (218 amino acids)
Source: RefSeq, a predicted model, not a curated record